CAAGACCAGUAUCAGUUUGUACUGUUACUUCAACAAGAUGAGACGUACAGUCCUGCUGUCUUUGGCCGCCGUCCUGGCAUUUGUGCCCGAAUCGGCUGCCCAGCACAUCAUUCUGCCGACCUACAGGCCGCCGCCUCAACGUUUUCCGAAGAUAUACCGAGUGCGAAGAAGCGAACCGCUAAGGCUGACCGACGUGGAGCCAGAGCCAUCUCCAGAACCGUGUGACUAUCCAUAUGUACCGCCACACCUUUGCGGUCUUGUAGAUCCGUACGAAUACGCCAACUCUGCCCAUCUUGAUGUCGAAGGAAGCAGUCAACAGAAGCCAAAGAGUAGAGACGCCCGCAGUGUCGAUUCUCCAAGCGCCAAACGUGGUGGAGGCAGCCACAGCACCUCCAGUGGAAGCCGGAACACUGGCGCUACGCACCCCGGGUACAAUCGCCGCAACGCCCGAAGCUUAGGACCGAACGUUGAAUCUCCAACUGUACCUAAACCUCUCAUGCCUACCUGGACGGUGCACGAGCCUAAACUCGCAAGGAACGCAAGAGACAUCCAGUUCCCGCAAAAGCCAAAGCACCAUGACAUCGUUCUCACCGGGUGGAACCCGAAUGCCCGCGUCCAGCCCUGGCAGAAAAUUAGAGUUAAAGCGUAGGCUAGCUAAUAAUAUUAUACCAAAAAGAAUGUGAUUGUUGAUAUUGUCAUUAUUGUGAUAUUUUUUACCCAAAUGAUAUUUACGACUCGAAUUUUCUACUGACAAUGGAUAAAUUCAGGCAAGUUAUACUUAAACGAAUUUAAUAUUGUUUUCUGUGUAAAAUGUUUACUAGAAUUUUGACAUUAAAUAGCUUUUACCUGA
Molecule: messenger RNA, 850 nt
Organism: Ostrinia nubilalis (European corn borer)
Lineage: Eukaryota; Metazoa; Arthropoda; Insecta; Lepidoptera; Crambidae
Product: lebocin-4-like
Exons: 1
Coding region: 38-649 (203 amino acids)
Source: RefSeq, a predicted model, not a curated record